AUGUCAAAGUUAUUCGUACCAUUGCAGUCGAGUCUGACGACACGUCUCUCAAUGAGAUGGGCGUCAGAAACACCCUUCGAGACCACCGACACACUGGUAAUCACAGUUGGCGAAUGGUACGUCGAUCUGCGAGUCGAUAAACAGACCGGCAAAAUCGAUUGGGCGCUCGCGGGAGAAUGUACCGACGAGAGCAAGGACCCACGGCGCGUGGUGUUCACUCAUGAGAUCGACUCCCACCACAAUUUCAACAUUAGCAACCCAUGUCCAUUUAUCCCACUCCCCAAUGGGGAUGAAUUGGAGACCGGGACCAUGGCUCGACCAGAUAUACCCGGAGCGCCGAUGACGGAUUACGAAGAGGUGUGGAGAUAUCUUCCGAUUCGCGAAGGGCCGGAAGGGCCAGGGCGCGGCCUUGCGUGGAUCAUGGAGUCCGAUGAAGGUAUUCUGGAAGAGGGUCAGCACCAAGUUACCAAGAUAUUUUUAGCGCAAAUUGGGGGCUCGUAUUUGAUCCUUUAUCAGAAGCAAACCCAUGUGGUUAGCCGAACACCCCUUGGGCAACGGGCUGUUAAAAUCACUGGAGAGGGGGUGAGCGCGCGACGAGAAGAGUGGACGGAUGGCCACUGGGAGAUAAAAUAUGCGUUGGGACCAAACAUCGAUGAUUUGCCUUCAAUGGCUAAUGGGCUGGAUGUCAAAAUGCGAGGACGUAAGAGCGGGGAGAAUGUCGCCAUUGGAGGGUGCGACUUCAUCGUGCGUGCAUAUGCAUCCGAAGCCACAGAAGCCCCAAGGAAAAUCAGGCAAUCUCGUCUUUAG
This is a messenger RNA of Penicillium vulpinum, 807 nucleotides long. RefSeq lists its product as uncharacterized. The coding region runs from base 1 to 807 and encodes 268 amino acids. The transcript has 2 exons. NCBI's taxonomy places the organism in Eukaryota, Fungi, Ascomycota, Eurotiomycetes, Eurotiales, Aspergillaceae. The record is from RefSeq and is a predicted model, not a curated record.